This is a messenger RNA of Brienomyrus brachyistius, 1464 nucleotides long. It is a transcript of the gene adisspb, whose product is annotated as chromosome 12 C20orf27 homolog. The transcript is spliced from 6 exons. The record is from RefSeq and is a predicted model, not a curated record. NCBI's taxonomy places the organism in Eukaryota, Metazoa, Chordata, Actinopteri, Osteoglossiformes, Mormyridae. Bases 320 to 838 code for a protein of 172 amino acids.
GAACAGUAGCUGUGGGUCGUGUAGUGACAAGUGACAACAGUAACGCAAGGAAGGAACUGUGUUGCGCAUUUUGGGAGCGCGUUAGUGGUGUCAUCGACGGCAACUGGACGAAACACCCGUCGCAUUGCGGUGACGCCGCGGGUUAGUCCGGCUCCGGCGGUUUCGGUAGUUCUGGGACUGAGUGGAAACGAGUGUGAGUAGCGAGCUGGCUGACUGUACGGAGUUUGGAGAAGCGCGAAUUCAGGCAAUCAGGAAUCUUUGUGAGACGGGAGGUCCAGGAUGAUGUCACUGUGAUACCUGGAGUUCUGUCAGCCUCAGAAUGGCCACGGCAAAGAAGAAGUCAACCUCAAAGGCAGGGGGGGUCCGCUUCUCUGAGGACGCCGGUGCCCACUCCCAUGUCCAUUUUGAUGAGAAGCUGCAUGACUCUGUCGUCAUGGUGAUCCCUGAGGUGGACGGCAACUUCCUAGUGAAGGUGGGCUUCCUGAAGAUCCAGCACAAGUACGAGAUUGUGUUCACGCUCCCGGAAGUACCGGCCUUGGGGAGGGAUGUUUGCCCGGCGCCAGUGCCAAACCCCCACCUCAGUGUUACGGACAUCAGGCACGCGGCAGAGGGUGGUCUGCAGGUGACGUGUGAGUACAUGGCCCACCAGGAGGGGGUUCUGCAGGAAGACGUCAUUCUGGUGAGCGAGAGCAAGGAAGACGCCUCUGUGCGGGUCAGGCUGCAGGCCCGUGUUAUGGACCGCCAUCACGGGACGCCCAUGCUGCUGGAGGGGGUACGGUGCGUGGGGGUGGAGCUAGAGUACGACUCAGAGCAGAGUGACUGGCAGGGUUUCGACUAGCCUUUCAUCCCUCAUCUCUACCAUGGAUACACAGGUUGAAAACUGCUGAUCUUGCAGCAGACAGACAAAACAGUAAAAUUGAUGUGGCUGUACACGCAAUGUAUGCCUGUAGAAAUGGACUGUUAAUACACACACACACACACACACGCUCUUGCUGCCACAGAUCUACCCUACAUAUGCAUGCAAAAAGUGGAAGCUAUCUUUUUUCCGUGUUACAUGUAUAUUGACUCUGAAGAAUGCCACUGUGAAUCCAGUCAGAACAAGGAAAGGCAGGAGGCUGAAGGAUCUUCUCUUGUUUCGCAGGAAUAUUUCUGCAUCAUAAAUACAGAAUAACAUUGUCUUCAUUUACAUAUGUUUUCUUUUUAUGACCCGACAUUGUCGACUACCUGUUUUUUUGAAAUAUGGCCACAAGGGGUCGCCCAAGAGAAUAUGCGGUGUUAGUCUGGUACUGCCGUUGUGUGAUUUUAAUUUUAUUUUUUUCCUGCUUUGCCUUGUUUCCCUGUGCUGAUUUAGUAAAUAUCAUUCUGCAUCCGAAUCAGAAGGAGAGUGAUGAACUGACAGUGUCUCCCAGUGUUCCCCAUGAUACCAUUACUAGUCUUUGAACUGCUUCAACACGGUCAAGGAAA